This is a messenger RNA of Sipha flava (yellow sugarcane aphid), 2605 nucleotides long. RefSeq lists its product as uncharacterized. NCBI's taxonomy places the organism in Eukaryota, Metazoa, Arthropoda, Insecta, Hemiptera, Aphididae. The record is from RefSeq and is a predicted model, not a curated record. The transcript is spliced from 10 exons. Gene Ontology annotation, molecular function: RNA binding. Bases 327 to 2234 code for a protein of 635 amino acids.
AAAAACCCGCUAGGUCUCGUCAUUUCGAUCAAUUAUUUUUCUUCCUCUGUCUCGACGCUCUCGCAGGGCCCCGAACGAUAAUAAUAUUAUUAUUUUCCACUCAACCGCUGACGAGAUCACGAGCACGGAACACAACUACUGCUGCUUCACUACGGCACUGCGUCGCCCGGAACGAGAGAUGUUCAUCAUCAACGUCGACCGUUACGUAUGAAUGUCUCGUGUUCGGUUGCAUCACGAUACACCUGCACUACGAGCUAAAAGUACCAAAAGCCCCAGUUUCCUUUGUAUUUUCUCAUCCUUCUUUCCUGCAUUACUGCCCAACUAUAAUGUCACAAAUGAAACGAGGUCGCAAGGUAACCUACACUAAUAUUAAAGAGAAAUAUCAUCAUUUGGAGUCAUCUAGCCUCCAACAACAAACUUACAUUUAUAAUAACCAAAACGUAGCUGAAACCCGUUUUGGAUCAACCAUGGUACCUAAUCGAAUAUUUGUUGGUGGCUUAGCCAAUGGUACAUCAGAACAAGAAUUACGAAAUUUCUUUUCUGUUUAUGGUGAAGUUAAAGUAGUUAAAAUUGUCAAAGAUAAAGGUGGUGCUCUUAAAGGAUUUGGUUUUAUUACUUUUAAUACGGAAGAAGAAGUUAAAAAAAUUAUAGAUGCUGGUCCUGUUCUGAUAUUUAAAGACAAGCGUAUUAACAUAGCCCCUGCAUUUGAAAAAGAUAUCAAAAGUAAUUAUGAUUCCAACCAAUCUCCUCAACAGCAAUCACAUAUGAUGUCAUAUAGUAGUCAAGUUCAACAGUAUUCAGUUCCUCCAUUAUCUUCACCAGCUCAACCAAUGUUAGCACCAGUAAUGUAUACUUAUCAAAAUGGAAUGGCUUUUUUUAACAUGCCAGUUAAUGGGAAUACAUCAAUACCUCCACAACAUUCUGGUCCACAAAAUUCAGUUUCAACUGAAUCUCUUGUUCCUACCAUAUACCCAACAGCUCCUUAUGGAACACAAAGUGCUGCUACCAACAUGCAAGGUUAUAGUGGUCAACCUAUAUUCUAUCCGAAUCCUAUACCCCAAGUGUUAGUUCAACAAACUUACCCUAAUUUACCAGUAAGUUCGGUUUGCAAUGGUAAUCCAGGAUCUAAGGUUCUAUUUUCGAUGCCUUGUGAUACACCUUAUUAUUCGGGGACUCAAAUGUCUAGUAUGAUACCAUCUUCAGAUAUGGCAUAUCCAAUGCCAAUGAUGUCACCAUAUAUGCCUUAUAUGGUUGCAACUUCUGAUGGAGGUUAUCCGUAUUAUGAUCCUGUUUUGGAAAAUAUUCAGCUUGUUCAUCAACCAUUAUAUACAGAGCAGUGCACAAAUCCUAGGCCACAAUCUGCUGAUGCUUCGGUGGGGCAAGCGCAAGUAAUUACUACCAAUCAGUUUGUAUCAUUGAUGUCUGUAGUUAGAAAUGAUGGGGAAAAACCUCAAAUGUACACUCCUGAAGCUCAACAGUUGUGUCUAACUCCAGUCAUAAGUUUAGCUGAUCCUCCACCACAGUCAAUAUCCCAACCAAUAAAUUCUAAACCUGCUACAUCUUCUCCGCCAGAUCCUGAAAAAUCUGAUCAAUCACCUAAUCAAUUACUUAUGAAUCAAAUUCAGUAUAAUAUUAGACAUCCGCCUCCUUCUAUAAAUACACGUCCUGAACAUAAGGAUGCUUCUAAGCAACGUGGUGAUACACAGCAAUAUCAAGGAAAUAACAAUAAUUUAUCUAUUAAGAACAAUAAUGACUACAUGAAAAACGGACCUAAAAAGUAUCCUGAAACUCGUACAUUUUAUAAAACUGGGCCAACUACAUUAGCUCAUCCCAGACAUCCUAAUGGACCAUUGGUCAAUUCAUCUUUUACCAACUCAUUUUUUGUUCCUACUACUGGUUUCCGUCACCGGUUUCCUAAAAUGCACUAUCCUGCUGUUCCUCAGGUGAUGUUAAAUCCAACCUAUCCUUAUCCCAGUCAGGGAAAUGUACGCCCUAAUGGUCAACAAAUGUUCAACAAUAGAGGAACCAGAUGUGGCAACAACAACUAUCAAAGCAACAAGAAAAACUAUAGUUCUUACAAGGCAAACAAAAUAAAUCGUUAUACCUCUGAUCAUGGUGAUAAUCAUGAAGUUUCGAGCAGUGAAGAUAGUCGUACUGACCAGUUAUCCAGUGGUGAUAUGGGCCCCCCUCAGGUAGAUGGAAUGUGUUCGGAUAUGAGGUCGAUGGCUAUUUAAAUAUACAUUAUGUGAUCAAAGUUAAAUAGCCCCAACAAGACUGGUCAGCUCCUAACAUUAUUUGAUUUUUUAUAGUAUUAUUUAACUUAAUUUCCCUUUUUUUAGAAUUCAGAAAAUGGCAACAAUUUUGGUCGAUAAAAAAAUAUAAUAUAUUUAUACUUGCAAAAUAUUUCGCCCUUCUGUGUUCAAAAUUGUUAUUUAUUAAUAGAUUAUAAGCACAUGAUAAUAGGUAGAUGUACAAAUUGUAGCGACCCUUUAUGACAAAAAAAGGCUGUUUUACUGUGAUAAAAAUUAAAUUAAAAGUAUCCAUUGUUAAGGCGUCGUAAUCAUAAGUACUUCAUACAAAAGUCUUAAUGAUUUUUGCUCAAUAG